AAUGAUAUACAACCCCAAUACACAAGACCUAGAAUGAAUUGGGCGGGCAACCUGCAAUCAUGUACAAAGGAGAUGACUGAUGCCAUGCGAGAGAAUUGUCAUCCACUAGUCACACAUGAUGACAUGACAGUGUUUUCAUGAUUUCAUCUUCACCUGCCUCCGGAGAAAACAAGUUAUGCGAUUAAGCCAUGAAUUCAAGCACGAACUGCCAUGAGAACUUGAAGGAAGUCAAAUAUGUGAAGGAAUUGACAGAAUCAGUCAUUUACCAGAUACAAUACUUGCACAUAUACUUUCUAAUAGUAUUCUAUCACGCAGAUGGAAGUAUCUUUUCACUCUAAUAACCAACUUCGACCUUGAGGAGACAUUCACGUUUGAUAGUAGAAGUUCGAGCACUUUCAAGGAUUUUGUGGAUAGAGUUUUGAUGCUCAGCAAGCCCACACACAUCACCAAAUUUCGCCUCAAAACUAAUCCUGGUUGUAACUGCUCAAAUGUUAAGACAUGGAUUGAGUUUGCAUUACUUCAUGGAGUUACGGAGCUUGAUAUCAUCACAUGGGAGUCUGAGUUUAGCAUGCUACCAGUAUCACUUUUUGUUUGUGAGACACUGGUGGUACUAAAGUUGCAUGCAAGAUCGGAAAUGGAGUUUCCUGUACUCUUGCUGCCACGUCUAGAAUUCCUACAACUUCAGUCUGUUAUAUUUACUGAAGAAUGCUCUCUCAACAACCUCAUUUUUGGCUGUCCUAUGCUCGAGGAAUUGUUCCUUGGAAGUGACUGGGAAGAUGUUAAUAUUUCUUCUCCGAAUCUAAGACGUUUGACUAUCAAUUUCAGCGAUGGGAUACCAUACUAUCACAGAUCUACUGUAGAGCUUGAUCUUCCCAGUUUGCUAUUCCUAAAUUAUGUGGAUUUCCUGGCAGUACAAUACUGCUUAAAGAAUAUGAACUCUCUCGAGGAAGCUCUUAUUGACAUUGUAUUGGACAUGAAAAACUCAUCUGAGAAAUUCGAUUCAGUUUCAGGUCUCAUAAAUGGAGUCUCUAGUGCCAAUCAUCUGUGCCUCACUGGUACAUGUCUACACGCUCUAUUGCGGGGCCAAAAUAAGCUGCCAACCUUCAAUAACUUGUCUUGCUUAGAACUUGGAUUGGAUAGAUAUACUUACUGGGAGGAAGACUUGCCUAAGUUACUGCACAGCUCGCCCAUUCUUGAGAAUCUUGUCUUCCCUGAGGGAAUCGUGUUUUCAGAAAGUGAUGAUGAAUUUUGUGACAUAAACUUCUGGAGCAAAUUGCAAAUAUCACCUUCUUGUCUUUCCUCUCAUCUCAAGACUAUUACCAUAGGGUUAUUUAGAGGGAUCGACGAAGAACUGAGGAUAAUUAAGUAUCUACUCGGGACUGGGAAGGUGUUAAUGAAGCUGAUUGUGUACUGUAACGUCAGAUCAAAGAAAGAGUAUCGAGGACUAAUGAAGUUGUGCAGAAUAGGAAGAUUAGCCACCAACGAGUGUUUAAUUGAAGUAAAGAGAUACUAGUAUUGUUAAUUGGUUUAUGUUGUUGUCACCAGCAGCUUAACAUGGUAAUCAAACACGUGGUUUAUUGGUCCCAUGUUUUGAGGUUCUGCAUCCAAGUGCAGGUGAACCUUAGUUUCGCAUAUUUUCUGCUAAUUAUAAUGGUUCUUAUUAUAGGAUUUUAACUUAUGGUUGUAAAAUGGACGAAGUAGCCUAAGAUCUUUGCUUUAGAAACAAAAUUCCAAUCUUUGCUUGUAGCAGGAAUUGAUAUGCAUAGGCCUUACGUUACACUUCUCAA
Beta vulgaris subsp. vulgaris (sugar beet) is the source of this 1787-nucleotide messenger RNA. RefSeq names its product F-box/LRR-repeat protein At3g59210-like. The record is from RefSeq and is a predicted model, not a curated record. Lineage: Eukaryota; Viridiplantae; Streptophyta; Magnoliopsida; Caryophyllales; Amaranthaceae.